Ailuropoda melanoleuca (giant panda) is the source of this 775-nucleotide messenger RNA. It is a transcript of the gene ATP5PD, whose product is annotated as ATP synthase peripheral stalk subunit d. Lineage: Eukaryota; Metazoa; Chordata; Mammalia; Carnivora; Ursidae. Gene Ontology annotation, biological process: proton motive force-driven ATP synthesis. The record is from RefSeq and is a predicted model, not a curated record. The transcript is spliced from 6 exons. The coding region runs from base 221 to 706 and encodes 161 amino acids. Gene Ontology annotation, molecular function: proton transmembrane transporter activity.
CCGACAGCGGCGGGGUUCCCUGUUUUGCCCCCUCCAGACCUCGUGCGGACCUUUGCCGCACCUCGGACGAGGAGGCCGCGCCUUGCGGUUGGUCCGCUGGCAGAGGGACCGGGUGUAGCUGCUGCCGCCGCCGCUGCUCUGCGCCCCCGUCCUCUCCCCUCCCUCGCGCGAGUUCGCCGGGCCGGCUGUGACCCUGCGGCCUCUGACCCAGGAUCUCAAGAUGGCUGGGCGGAAACUUGCUCUAAAAGCCAUUGACUGGGUAGUUUUUGGGGAGAUCAUACCCCGAAACCAGAAGGCCAUUGCUAACUCCCUGAAAUCCUGGAAUGAGAUACUUAGCUCCAGGUUGGCUACUCUCCCUGAGAAACCACCUGCUAUCGACUGGGCUUACUACAAGGCCAAUGUGGCGAAGGCUGGCUUGGUAGAUGACUUUGAGAAGAAGUUUAAUGCCCUGAAGGUUCCUGUGCCAGAGGAUAAAUACACUGUUCAGGUGGAUGCUGAAGAGAAAGAAGACGUGAAAAGUUGUGCUGAGUUUUUGUCCCUCUCAAAGGCCAGGAUUGAGGAAUAUGAAAAAGAGCUGGAGAAGAUGAGGAACAUAAUUCCGUUUGAUCAGAUGACCAUUGAGGACCUGAAUGAAGUCUUCCCAGAAACCAAAUUAGACAAGAAGAAGUAUCCCUAUUGGCCUCACAAGCCAAUCGAAAAUUUAUAAACUUGAGUUGGGGAGAAAGCUCUGGCCCUUGUAUUAUAAACGCUGGACAUUAAAAAUAAUGACAAUGGU